CAUUUAAUUGCACAAACAAAAAAUCUUUUUUGGUGGAAUAAAACCGCGAGUUGCGACUUUCGCCUCUAUGCGGUUGGCAAUAGGGGCAGGCACUUGGCGCCAUUUUCUACCGGUCGAGUGUGAAAACUUGUUCAUUUUGAAAUUAACUUACAAUGAUGGACUUUUUGAACUCUUUCAAGUCCUUAGUGAAGGUGGAACAGAUCCGUACUGACAAUAACGUGUUCCGUUUGCACUACAAAUUAACCGUGAUUAUGCUGAUCGUGUUUUCCAUACUCUUGACCAGCAAGCAGUAUUUUGGGGACCCCAUCAAUUGCAAAGUGGAGGAGAACCGGGACAUCGUCGAGACGUACUGCUGGAUACACGGGACGUACAUCCGGCGGGACACCCUAUCAGGCAAAAGUGGGUUUAUUCCGGGUUUGGGGCUCGACAACCGCGACAUACGGCCCUGGAUGCGGAGCCCUGAUGAUAAAAUCAUCUGGCAGAAGUACUACCAGUGGGUUUGUAUCGUUUUCUGCUUCCAAGCGCUGCUCUUCUACCUGCCCCGUUACUUGUGGAAGACGUGGGAAGGGGGCCGUUUGAGGCUCCUGGUGAGCGACCUGAACACCCCCCUGGUGACGGCGUCGUGGAACCCCACCACCAAGUCCCAAAUGAUCCAGUACAUAAUCAACGGGAAAUAUUUCCACACGUUGUAUGCCAUCAGAUACGUCGUCUGUGAGAUACUCAACUUGGCCAAUGUGAUUUUGCAAAUUUUCCUCAUGGACACGUUCCUGGGGGGGCAGUUCGCCCUCUACGGUUUUAAGGUCUUUGCCAACGGGGACAUCAACGCAAUGAACGAAGUGUUCCCGAAACUGACCAAGUGUCAGUACAGGUUUUACGGCCCUUCGGGCUCCGAGGUCAACCGGGACGCCCUCUGUAUCCUCCCGCUGAACAUUUUAAAUGAAAAGUUGUUUAUUGUGUUGUGGUUUUGGUUGUUUUUUCUUUCCGGUGUUACUUUUUUGUCGCUAAUUUAUCGUUUUGUGGUCGUUUGUGUGCCGAAACUGCGCGUUUAUCUCCUAAUGGCGCAAGCCAGGUUUAUCGGGAGUAAACAAGCCACUUCGAUUAUACAAAAGUUCAGUUACGGCGAUUUUUUCGUUUUGUAUCAUGUUGGCAAAAAUGUUAACCCGAUUGUUUUCCGGGAGCUAGUUUUAGGUAUUUAUGAAACGCUCAAGGACAAAAAUCCCUACGUGUAUCCCGGGGUUGAAGUCAAUACUAUUUAAAGUGUUCCUAGACAACUUAUUACUUAAGUUACCAAUUCCUAGUUAAGUUAAGCUCGUUCGUUUGAUGUAACUUUAAAUCACAAAUUUUGGACUUGGGACCCAAAUUCAAACAUUCUCUGAACUUAUCGUUACAUCACAAGUGUUCAUGUUGAUUUUUAUUUAAACAAAAUAUUGUAUUUUGAUAAAGUUUUUGUAUUUUUGUUAAUAAAAUAGUUACAAUUCA
This is a messenger RNA of Tribolium castaneum (red flour beetle), 1479 nucleotides long. Its product is annotated as innexin inx2. The transcript has 3 exons. Gene Ontology annotation, molecular function: gap junction channel activity. Gene Ontology annotation, cellular component: gap junction; plasma membrane. Bases 153 to 1256 code for a protein of 367 amino acids. Gene Ontology annotation, biological process: phototransduction. Lineage: Eukaryota; Metazoa; Arthropoda; Insecta; Coleoptera; Tenebrionidae. The record is from RefSeq and is a predicted model, not a curated record.